UUUGACAGUAUUGAUUCGAUUGUGUUUUUGUCAAAAGUCGUGUUUUUGAAUUAUAUUUUUAUUAUAUUUUUUCUGAAAUUCAGGCUUUUAUAAUGUCACUACAAUUUGAAUUACUAACUGAAAGUCCCGGUCAAUGGACAUCUGCUUCGUACGUUAUUCCCGAAAUUCAAAAGAAGGAAAUAAAACCAUUUGUUGUUCUCAGCCUCAAAGAACUAGAAGGUAAUCCGGACAGUCGUACAUCCAGUUUAACGAAUUCUAGUAAAUUUUCUGCAGUAAGGGCGGUAGUGAGACACGUAGCACGCUCUAGAUCUGCCACUAAGGAGCCAUGGUGUGCCACUGAUAUCAGAAACUUUCUUGAAAAUCUGAAAUUCAAUCCAGAAUGUGCAGAGGAACUUACAGCAUUAUUAUGUACAGAUAAAAUAUAUGAUAAUAUACCAAGACAUUUAUAUAUUAAACAAAGACUGGAUAAUAUGCAAUGGAAGAUAGAUUUAUCUUUAUGUCAAAAUAAUAUAGAAGCUGAAAAUGCAAAUCCAGAAAGGGCAAAAGAAAUAAUACAAAGAGACACACAUAUUAUAUUAAUAUUAAAAUUAACUGACGCACAGACUAAAACAUACAGAUUAUCUAUAUCAAAAUUCCAUGAAUUAAGGUAUGUUAUUGCGAGCGCUUUAAAGUCUAUGAUCGUGUUAGAAAAAAGGAAAUGUAUGAGACAAGAUUGAUGAUUGUCUAUGGUCAGAUUUACGAGGACCAUAUGGCUGUUGUCAAUAUAGUGAACUAACAAUUUCAUCUAAAACAUUUUAUAAUGACAAAUUAGCUUUUGCCUGCGACUCUGUCUGCGUGGAAUUGAAAACAACAGUGAAUA
This is a messenger RNA of Papilio polytes (common Mormon), 859 nucleotides long. RefSeq lists its product as uncharacterized. The record is from RefSeq and is a predicted model, not a curated record. Bases 93 to 716 code for a protein of 207 amino acids. Gene Ontology annotation, cellular component: nucleus. The transcript is spliced from 4 exons. Lineage: Eukaryota; Metazoa; Arthropoda; Insecta; Lepidoptera; Papilionidae.